AUGCUGGAAGCGCCGACGCCGCCCUUGUCUCAAGGGCCAUUGUCUCACCAUGUACCAAUAUCUCAGCAGUUUCUUCAUCUUCUCCUAGGAGAUGAUGCAGCAGCCGCCUUGACGCUAGGUGAAGAUGUAAAUGCUAAGUCCAUAGACAAGCCGACGCCAUCGAAUGGGCUCACGAGGCCGAACCUCACGGACGAGCUGCAGGACGAAAGUCGGCAGUUCCAGGCAUCCUAUGAGGCAACCCUCCCUACAGGCGGCGCCGAGGGAAACACUAUAAAGGUCCCAGGCAUCGAUGAAAUUCUUCAGAUGACCGGCGAUGAGCUUUGUAGGCAGCCGGCACUGCUGCAUAUAGAGGCGGAAAAGCUUGUGGAUGCCCAAGACAAACUGGCGGUGCAGAACUGCUCGCUGUUUCUGGCCUCGUCGAAAGCACUUAGUAGCCUAAGCAGAAGUAUCAGUAGCCUCUCCGCGACGCUGGGUGAGAUGGAACAGUGCAUUCAGCCGCUACAAAAUGGCCUAAAGCAAUUCAGGGCUGAGAGUAACGCAGCGGCGAGUCACGAAGCCUCACUACAUAUCCUCAUCUCACUUCAGCCGUCAGUGUCAGGGUUGCUCGAGUUGCCGUCGCUCGUGCUGAACUGCUCCAACGGAGGGCUUUAUGAUGAGGCGGUGGAUGCUCUGAUGCUGGCGGACGAAAGAAUAGCUUCUCUUCGAGCCAACGGAUGCUGCGGCAUGCGUUUGCUUGAUUCUUUGGAAGUACAGAUGAAAGAAGCCCGGAAUACAUGCAUGAAAGCAAUGCUGAGACAGCUAGGGCAGCACGCCCAACUGGCUGCUUCUAUCAAGCUGAUUGGCCCACUCCGCCGCCUGUCUUGCUCAGAAGAGCAACUAACGACACAAUUUCUUCAUCGGCGAGAUGGAGAAAUAUCUCGUCAGCGUCACAACGCUGAAGUAACCUGCGAAACAGACCCAGCACAUGGAUUAUGCGCAGCAGCGGAGCUGCUACGGGUUGACAUUUUGCAAACAGCAGUGCAUUAUCGGGCAAUUUUUGGCAAGACGGAUGGGCGCUUGUCGACGUGGCUGGCAGAGCAGGUGCAUUGGUUUGUAAAGCUACUAAAUCAAGAGCUUCUGAAGAGUAGUAGCAAAAACGUAGCAGUUGAGAGCUUCGAAUCCGGAAGAUCUUCAAUCGACAUUGCGGCAGUUGAGGCACUCGCGAAUCAAACUAGCGUGCAACCUCCGUCUAAUUUCAGACUGGGAUUACUAGAUCUCGCCACGGUAUUCAGGCAGACAUAUAACGCUGCCACUGCAUUCCGUCGAGUGCAGUGCUACUUCUUCCCGGUGGUCGCCUUUACGUUUGACCGUUACGUUGUGGCAGUGCAUCGGCAGACAAUUGAAUGCAUUGCUGCAGCGUUUGCGCGGAGCAUGAACGAAUACGACUUCACGCCGUCGAUGCUUCACUUUAGCCUACUGGAGAGCUCCCCUUGGUUCCAAUCGUGCCUGUCUGUCAUUCCAGGCUGUGUUUUUCUCCUGCGGCACGGGCCCGUGUCAAAUUUGUACAAUAGCAUUGCAGAGGUAUUAAACGCUUUUCAAGAGUGUCCCAUCUCAACAACGGCACCGCGCGUCGUCAUUUUGAUAGAAAGUUUGCUCGUCUUCUGCAUCCGCAAGCUGACUUCGAUGAAGCCAGGGAACCGCGACGACUUUGAAGGGGAGAUAAAUGCGAUUGAAAAUAGUUUGCUUCAAAAGAAAGAUGUUUCUGGAGAUGCCAACACUCGUCGGCCAGAAUUCUUUGUUCUCUGUGACAUCUUCGCCUCCAUUUUGAUCUCAACAGUUGCAAGGCAGCUUGCACUGACAAUUGCCUGUCACACAGGCCUGGACACUGAAAAACUACGCGCACUCAUGACCGAGGCAGGCCUCUGUCGCAGCCCAAACCCCCUCACAGCGGCAUUGACAGCUCCGGACACGAAUGCUUCUGCCCCAAACACACCGUCGUUGGCUCCAUGCCAGCCCUUGGAGGCGACACUGAACCAUCACGUUUCCUAA
Molecule: messenger RNA, 2028 nt
Organism: Eimeria necatrix
Lineage: Eukaryota; Apicomplexa; Conoidasida; Eucoccidiorida; Eimeriidae
Exons: 12
Coding region: 1-2028 (675 amino acids)
Biological process (GO): intra-Golgi vesicle-mediated transport
Cellular component (GO): COG complex
Source: RefSeq, a predicted model, not a curated record